AUGGAAACCUUCUUCAACUUUGAAGCGUAUUUACCUAGCGAAAGAAUUGAAUCUUCACAUAACAUUCAUGUUUUUAGAAAAUGUUUUUGCAUUGAUUUUGAGUUCAGCCACACAAUUGUACCUUCUCAAUCCAAUGCCACAACCUUUAUGCCCGAUUUUACAACUACAAUAAAAAAAGUUGUAGCGAUUCCUAUUGAAAUUCUGUGUAAUGGUUUGGAAGGAGAUCAUAAUGGUGUUUUAUACGCCGAAUUUUCUUUUGUACCAGAUGAUUUAUUAUAUACGGUUCUACCAAAUCUUGAAGAAUUUGCUAGACAAAUAGUUGCACACAACUAUGAAAAUCGUGAUAUAUUAGAGUUGAAUGUGCGUCUUUCUGCCAUAACAUCAAUUGAAGAGGAGGAAGAAGAUUUUAGAAAUCAAGAUGAUUAUGGUCAAGCCCAACAAGUUGUUGAUUUGAUGGAGAAAUUAGAAAAUUGUUAUCCUUUUUCUGACUCAACCGAACAAUGUCCUAUUUGUUUGGAGGAGUUUUGCAUUAAAUCAGAUUUAGCUCGUACCAAAUGCUCACAUGUUUUUCAUAAAAAUUGUAUUGGCUCAUGGAUUCAACAAUGCAUCAAUCGCUCAUCAACUUACACUUGUCCAUUGUGUCGAGGAGACUCUGAAUAUGAGUCAGAGUCAGAAGAUGACUCUGAAUCUGAAGUCGAGUCUGAUUUUGAAUAUGAGUCAGAAUAUGAAGGUUCUGAAGAAGAGUUAGAAUAUGAGGGUUCUAAAGAUGAGUCAGAGUUAGAAGAUGACUCUAAAGAUAAAGAUGAGUCAGACUCUGAAAGUGACUAUGAAGAUGAAGAAGACUCUGAAGGCGAGUCUGAUUCUGAAGGUGAAUCUGAUUUUGAUCCAGAUUCUGAUGAUGAUCCAGAAUCUGGAGGUAAUCAAAUCUUUGAAGGUGGAGCUUCUGAAGGUGGAGCCUUUGAAGGUGGUCCAACUUCUGAGGGCGGUCAAGCAUCCGAUAAUGUUCUAGAAUCAGAAAGGGAUUCUAAACAAGUUUAG
This is a messenger RNA of Lathyrus oleraceus (garden pea), 1038 nucleotides long. RefSeq lists its product as uncharacterized. The record is from RefSeq and is a predicted model, not a curated record. Gene Ontology annotation, biological process: protein ubiquitination. Gene Ontology annotation, molecular function: ubiquitin protein ligase activity. The coding region runs from base 1 to 1038 and encodes 345 amino acids. The transcript is spliced from 2 exons. NCBI's taxonomy places the organism in Eukaryota, Viridiplantae, Streptophyta, Magnoliopsida, Fabales, Fabaceae.